AUCCUUAAAAUCAAGCGCACGUCAUCUUUAGCAGCUGAUAACAGAUAGUCACCUGAUAUAAUGGCAAAUACUGACUUUGUGUCAGAGGUUGUUUUCCAGCAGAGUGGUGUGUUUAUCCACACUACACACGGCGAAGCAGAAGACGAUGUGUUGCUAGAAGGAAGAGUGCAACUGGUGAAAAAGGAUGGCACCCAUAUGCUCUUACAGAAGCGAGGGGAGUAUGUGGAAUGGGUUCCGAUCCAUGAGGGUGGAUUUAGUCUCCCGCAGCAGGACCAGGACUGGACCAUGAUCAAUACUGUCACCUACCAGAGGGACAAUCAAGCAUCAGAGGACAACGUUGUUGUAAACCCGCCCACUACCGGUGCCUCCGCCCCAAGAAGGAACAAGUACGCCAUGAGUUUUUCUCUCUCGGACGUGAAGACCAUCCGUCGCUCCAAGCAGAAUCUUGGCUGGUCUUAUCUCGUUUUUAUCCUCAAGGACAAUGUUGCAAUGCCACCGCUUCACUUCCAUGAUGGCGGCAGCUCGGCCUUUGUCCAUGUCAUUGAAAAAUAUGUCAUGCUCACAAAGUCACCCAAUGACUCAAGACUGUACAUCGUCACUCCCAACGACACAGAUGCUCUUUCCCGCUCUUUCAACGAGCUACAAAUCCUUGGGGAAACAUCAUCACAUGUAGUUUCACAAUUCAUGAAGGACCCCGUUUCGGCGACGAUGGGAGGGUUCUCAAAGGUCACCAACUUCCUGAAGGAUGCCAUCCUCUUGCCCACCAACACCCAUCGGCCUUCAGACGAAUACGCGGACCUCAUGCCUGACCUGGAAGGGCUUAGUGUCAAUCUGCAGGCCGAGCAAGGAUAUGGUCUUGUUUCACAGUCACAGAUCCGACUUGGAGAGAGGCCCAAUGUUGACCGGUUAGAUCCAAUGACAGAGGCCGAGUGGCUCCAGUAUCAGGAUAGGGAGGGAAGGAUAACAAGAGUUAAUGAUGUGCUGCGCAGAAUAUUCAGAGGGGGUCUAGCACCAUCAUUAAGGAAAGAGGUCUGGAAGUUCUUACUGAGAUACUACCCCUGGAACUCAACAAGAUCAGAAAGACAAUCAUUGAGAAGAAAGAAAGAGGAUGAAUAUUUCUGCAUGAAAGCGCAAUGGAAGACCGUCACAGAGGCACAAGAGAGAAGGUUUGCUAUGCUGAGAGACAGAAAGAGUAUCAUUGAAAAAGAUGUCCUACGAACAGACAGAGUAAAUCCAUACUUUGAAGGCGAGUCGAACCCUCAUCUUGACACCCUGUACUCAAUCCUCAUGACUUACUGUAUGUACAACUUUGACCUUGGUUAUGUUCAGGGGAUGAGUGACCUUCUGUCGCCGAUGCUGAUUGUCAUGGACGAUGAAGUAGAAGCCUUUUGGUGCUUAUGCGGUCUCAUGGAUGACCUUCAGUUGUGCAUGAACUUUGACAUGGAGCAAGAAGGAAUGAAACGACAACUCAUCCAGCUCAACUCUCUUCUACAGGUCAUUGAACCCAAAUUCUACAGCUACCUACAAUCCAAGGAAUCAAGCAACCUGUAUUUCUGUUUCCGUUGGUUACUCAUCCACUUCAAGAGAGAGUUCACCAUCGAGAAUAUCAUGAAGCUAUGGGAGGUGAUAUGGACCCAGCUACCGUGUAAGAACUUUCAUCUCUUGCUUUGUGUCGCUAUCCUCAAUGGUGAGAAGGACAUCAUGGAGAGAGAAGAUUAUGACUUCAAUGACAUUCUCAAGCACAUCAAUGAACUUGCUCUGUGGAUCAGUGUUGAUGACAUAUUAAAGAAAGCCGAGGGCAUCUUCCUGCAGCUCUCCAACCACAAUGAACUACCUUCAACGAUACGAGAAAUCAUAGGUCUUGCCGACAGGAAUCGCGGCGGUGGAGACGAAGCCAGGUCCGACUGUUCCGACAGUAGCAUCGAGGUAUUAGGGGAUGGUGACCCCAGCCCACAAUAAAAAAAGGAUAAAUGCCAAAGUGAAUGAAUGGGACUGUGUGUAAUGAAUCGGUGUAAAGUCUUUAUUUUUCCCUUGUAAAGGGUCAUAAUGAUUGUGAUUGUAUGGCUUUUUUGUAAUUAUGAAUUAUCUUUUUCUUUAAUUAAAAUAGCUAAGAUUAGAGUUUACUCUACAUUAAAGGCAGACUUUAGUUACUUAGUCCACGAUUCAACAUAAAAAGAACUGAUGCAGAUUUCCUACCAGUUGGCGAUAAGGGUACCAUCAUGCCAUAACAUUCUUCUGUAGGCAUUGUCUUUGUGUAUCUUGUUGCUAUGCUAGGCAACCCAAAUGUGCUACCCUUAUGUGCUCUUAGAGGCACGAUGUACAGCAAACCUCAAUUAUCUGUCUCAAUUUUCUGCUUCUCUCAGAACCUACUAGAGUUAAAGGUUACUUUCCAAAGUUAAGAUGGACAUUUUUAAAAAUUAUUCUGGGCCUACUUCUGAGGUCGCCAUAAUUUUUUUCCUGUAGUAUAAUCAUCUACAUUGGACCCAUUGGGAAUUUUAGAGGCUCUCUGGGGCAUUUGGGGUGAGUAAGCCCCUAGCCCACAUGUAUUUUUUCUGUUUGCUAUAGACAAUCAUGCAACCCUUGAAGAAGGUUAUUCCUGGGCCCCGUCUUACAAAGAGUUACAAUUGAUCCAAUCAAUCUCAACUGUAUAGUCCAUCCAAACCAUAUUUUUUUUCUCUGGGAAAUUCACACGAUCUCCUUAGUAAACAAAGAUAAUCACACUGAAUCAGCAAGAGAAUGACAAAUAUAUGAAAAUACAGUAUAUCAUAUGUAGAAAAUAUUUUGAACAAAUUUGCAUUUAAGAUGUUGCUGGCCAGCCAUAGAUGUGAUUGAUCUGGUGUCCGUUGCAGAAAGAGUUGCGUUUAAACGCAAGUCAAAAAAUCAAUCGCAAGUCAAAAAAUCAAUCGCAAGU
Messenger RNA from Lytechinus variegatus (green sea urchin), 2911 nucleotides. RefSeq names its product TBC1 domain family member 15-like (gene tbc1d15). The record is from RefSeq and is a predicted model, not a curated record. Gene Ontology annotation, molecular function: GTPase activator activity. Gene Ontology annotation, biological process: activation of GTPase activity. Lineage: Eukaryota; Metazoa; Echinodermata; Echinoidea; Temnopleuroida; Toxopneustidae.